AUGGCUUCUACCUGUGUCCGCACCGAUACUGUCGCCAAGAUGGGUUUGGCCAAUAAUGGAGCUGUCUUUGUGAGGCGAGCCCUCUGGAAUUGCUGGUUUUGUGUGAGAGCACGAUCAACGGGUGCCCUCGGACCUGUGCACCAAACCAUUGCACAGUGGCUUCAUGAUUGGAACCGUAGGAAUCAGGAUCCUAAUGUAGAUCAUGACGGUGAAGUUAUCCGUCCACGAAAAAUAUACGGGGAUCCAUAUGGAAGGCUUGACCAAAUCUUGGCUCUGUAUGAUGCAUGCACUAGUGGUGGAGCUCCUAUUCCCUUAAACAAAAGACAUGAUGCUGUAAUGACAAUGAACCAUCCUGAUGUUGCUCCUGAGCAACCACGGUUUCAAAUGCAACAAGAUUUCAUAUUAAUGCCAAAAGGUUGUUCUGGGCCUCAGGGACCACGCUAUUGGGAUUUUGAUAAGCAUGCUAUUCUGAGUGAGGCAGUGAUUCAUGUUAUACAAGAAAUUUCCGAAAGCGGUGCACGUGCUGACAUCCAGGUUUUCAUGCAGCACAUAAAUAUCAUGUUUAUCAUAUACUACCCUUAA
Neltuma alba is the source of this 582-nucleotide messenger RNA. RefSeq names its product glutamine synthetase nodule isozyme-like. NCBI's taxonomy places the organism in Eukaryota, Viridiplantae, Streptophyta, Magnoliopsida, Fabales, Fabaceae. Bases 1 to 582 code for a protein of 193 amino acids. The transcript has 8 exons. The record is from RefSeq and is a predicted model, not a curated record.